Molecule: messenger RNA, 2965 nt
Organism: Zingiber officinale
Lineage: Eukaryota; Viridiplantae; Streptophyta; Magnoliopsida; Zingiberales; Zingiberaceae
Product: probable beta-D-xylosidase 6
Exons: 6
Coding region: 349-2754 (801 amino acids)
Biological process (GO): arabinan catabolic process; xylan catabolic process
Cellular component (GO): plant-type cell wall
Molecular function (GO): xylan 1,4-beta-xylosidase activity; alpha-L-arabinofuranosidase activity
Source: RefSeq, a predicted model, not a curated record
CGCAGAUUAUUUGUUUUUAUUUAUUAGGUUUAGUAAAAUACUAAAUCUUCACUAAAAAUAAUUUUCUUUAUUUUUUUAUGUUUCAAUAUUAGUUUUUUGUAUUCUUUUUUUAUUAAUUUCCGCCCCAUAGUUAAUUGUGUUUUUUUUUUGUUUCCCCCUUUUUUAAAAUUAUUAAAAUACAAUUUCCUGUUAGUUUUUUUUCUGUAAAAUUAUUUCCUGAGAAAUAUUUUAACCGGGCCAAAUACCAUCACUUGUUAACUUGCUUCGGCGCUGACACGACCAUGGCGUUCGCCACUGGGAGCAGCACCUGCUCCACCUACUCAUCAUAUUCCCUUCCACUCCCAUCCAAUGGUCGAAUACCUCGUGAGCAUGAUGCGGCGGCGAUCUCUCCUACUCUUCCUCCUCGUCUCCUCCGCCCCUUUCUGCUUCGCCGGUGACGCCGACCUCUACCCGAAGUUGCCGUGCGAGGCCCCGGUCUACAACUCCUUCGCCUUCUGUGAUACCUCCCUCCCCAUCGCCAACCGCGCCCGCGCCCUAGUUUCCCUCCUCACCCUCCAGGAGAAGAUCCAGCAGCUCUCCAACACCGCCGCUGCAGUCCCCCGCCUCGGCCUCCCGGCCUUCGAGUGGUGGUCCGAGUCCCUCCACGGGAUCGCCUCCAACGGCCCAGGCGUCGCCUUCUAUGGCUCCGUCCGCGCCGCCACCGAGUUCCCCCAGGUCAUCCUCUCCGCCGCGGCCUAUAACCGGACGCUUUGGGGUGCCAUGGCCCGCGCCAUCGCUGUGGAGGCCCGGGCCAUGUACAACGUCGGCCAGGCCGGCCUCACCUACUGGGCUCCCAACAUCAACAUCUUCCGUGAUCCGCGGUGGGGUCGCGGACAGGAAACCCCCGGCGAGGACCCACUGCUGGCGGCCGAGUUCGCCGUCGAGUACGUGAAGGGGCUCCAAGGGGAGUAUGACACUGGUGACGCAGAUGGUAGCUCGUUGAUGCUCUCGGCUUGCUGCAAGCACUACACUGCCUAUGAUUUGGACAGAUGGGACAAUUACACUCGCUACAUAUUCAAUGCUCAGGUUAACGAACAGGACAUGGAAGACACAUACCAGCCGCCAUUUGAAAGUUGUGUAAAAGAAGGCCAUGCAAGUUGUCUCAUGUGUGCCUACAAUCAGGUCAAUGGUGUGCCUGCUUGUGCUCGGGCUGAUCUCUUAGACAAAGCACGUAAAGAAUGGGGAUUCAAGGGGUAUGUUACAUCUGACUGUGAUGCUGUUGGAAUAAUUUACGAGGAUCAAAAGUAUACUUCUUCUCCUGAAGAUUCAAUUGCUGAUGUUCUUAAAGCAGGGAUGGACAUAAACUGUGGAACAUAUCUUCCUCGGCACACCGAGUCUGCAAUAAGGUCAGGGAAGGCCCAAGAAGAAGACAUUGAUAGGGCUCUACUUAAUCUCUUCUCUGUCCAGCUUAGGCUAGGGAUAUUUGAUGGCAAAGGUGCAAAAAAACAAUACGGACAUCUUGGACCUGAUAAUCUUUGCACCAAGGAACACAGGGAUCUAGCUCUUGAAGCAGUAAGACAAGGAAUUGUCCUUCUGAAGAAUGCUAAAGAUUUUCUACCACUAAGAAAGCAUGAGGUGAAUUCUGUUGCAAUAAUAGGUCCUGGUGGUACUGAUACAACUGUAUAUGGUGGUGAUUACACAGGCAUACCGUGCAAUCCAACAAGCAUCUUGGAAGGGAUCAGGUCUUAUGUACCAAGAGCCACAUUUGCUGCCGGUUGCAUUGAUGUGCCCUGUCAAACAAUGGAUGGAUUCGAUGAAGCUUUUGCUAUUGCAAAGGAUGCUGAAAUUGUUGUUGUGGUAGCUGGACUGAACCUAACAGAAGAAACAGAAGAUCUUGAUCGCUACAGCCUUCUGCUUCCUGGCAAACAGAUGGAACUCAUCAGGGCAAUUGGCAAUAUCAGUAAGAAACCAUUGAUAUUAGUCCUAACUGGUGGAGGACCUAUCGAUGUUUCGUUUGCAAAAGAAGAUCCAUUGGUUUCUAGUAUUCUCUGGCUUGGAUACCCAGGUGAAGUCGGCGGGCAAGCACUUGCAGAGGUUCUAUUUGGUGAUGUCAAUCCAGGUGGCAGACUACCUGUGAUGUGGUAUCCAGAAUCCUUCACUCGCAUCCCUAUGACUGAUAUGAACAUGAGAGCUGAUCCUUCAAGAGACUACCCUGGGCGAACAUAUCGAUUCUACACUGGAAAGCAAGUUUACGACUUCGGAUAUGGUUUGAGUUAUUCAAAAUACUCAUACAAGUUUCUAUAUGUGCCUGAAAAGAUUACAGUGUCACAAUCAUCUGCUAAGGAUCACAUAAAGUCAAAGCCACCACACAUUGUUGCAACUAAGGUGGUCUCAACUUGUGAAGAUGUGAAAUUUCAUGUGAAGAUAUCGGUCUUUAAUAAUGGCCAUAUGGAAGGAAGUCAUACUGUUCUAUUGUUUUAUCGGCCCAAAACAAGCAUCAGAGGAGCCCCACGCAAACAAUUAAUUGGAUUUGAGCGGGCACGUAUAAGAGCUAACGAAGCUGCUGAAGUGGAUAUUCUAGUUGAUCCUUGCAAACAUUUUAGCUUUGCAGAUGUACAGGGUCAACGCAUUCUACCACUGGGAACUCAUGUUUUGAUGCUGGAAGAUCUGGAGCGUGAAUUGGUGAUCGAAACGGAAGAGUUUUCAGUGCAAAACAAGAAGAUUGAGGAUAAGGUUGAUGAGAAGCAGUUAAAGAAAUCUCAUGAAGAGCUUUGAGUUCAUUAGCUACUGUUAGAUUCGAUAAUGUUUCAGACAAAGCUGUGUAGUUGACACUGCAUCAGUUGGGAUCUACAAACUGUUAUGUAGAUUAGCCAGCAGGGGCAGUUUCUUUGUACUGUUAAUUAGUUAAUGUAUCCCUAACAUUGUCUCUUAGUCGUCGAGGUACUUAAUGCUUUGCAGAAUGCUGAGUUGAAUAAUAGAUUGCAAA